Molecule: messenger RNA, 462 nt
Organism: Penicillium canescens
Lineage: Eukaryota; Fungi; Ascomycota; Eurotiomycetes; Eurotiales; Aspergillaceae
Exons: 1
Coding region: 1-462 (153 amino acids)
Source: RefSeq, a predicted model, not a curated record
AUGUCCCAGCAGCCACCUCACGGUGCGUGGGAGGAGGAGCGCAACUUUUUCGUGACCACAUUGAACCUCCAGAUUGAUAUUCUCAAGCACCAUCCGAUGCGCCGGGACGAAGUUAUAAGGACACUGGGUCAGUUGCUCCUUCGAAUCCCUCGGCUAAGACUGGCUGGACAGGCUAUUUGUAGCCGCGAGACUAGCCUUUUAAACUAUAUCUGGACAAAGAAGUGCAAUGAGCUUUUUGAGAAUGUGGUGGGGCUGAGACAAACGCUUCUAUGGGAUACUGAUGGCGCAAACACAGUGGCGGAUUCGAUGGAGAUGAUGGUUCAGUUGGACUUUCGUACUUUUGAUAGAUAUAAAAACGAAUAUCAUCGGAAAAUCGAGGAAUAUGAGGCAUUUUCUCCACGGCGUCGCCAACGAAGUGAUGCGCCAUCGCCAGAGUGUUCAAAGAAACAGAGGUUGGAGUAG